GUUUGCAGCAUUGGUGAUUCACACAAGCAGGCUGGUGCAUCUUGUAAAGGAGCUUGUCUCUCUGCAAUUGAUGGUCCACAAGCAGGCUGGCUCCUGAUUAAUAAUAAUAAAAAAAAAAAGUGAUUCUGGUUUUAAGAAGCAGCCAGAGGAAGAUCAGGAUGUCUACUUAAAUCUGCAGUUUGGAAGACUUUUUUUAUUAUUUUUUGGAAGAAGUCCUAGCCAUGGCCAACCAUGUUGUGUCUUUGGCUUUGCAUCUCUUCUUGGCCCCCAGGUCUUCUUCAUGUCCAUUGGAUUGCUGAGAAGAGACAGAAAUCCAUUCAAUAUGGAAAAGAGAUUAACUAGUAAAGUUUGAUUGUGCUGUGAAUAUUAAAAAGGAGUUGUCGGCUGAAGGCUUCUAUUGCACGGAGCUAGAAGCCUGGAGAAGAAAGAAGAAGUGAUUUCUUUAGCUGAUGAUCUCUAUGUAUUGACAUCUCUGGAUUGGGGGGUCUUGCUGCGGCUUGUCAUAUUCCUAUUUAUUCGCUGCUUGAUACUAUGCAACAAACAGAGCACUUGGAUCUGCUCCACGCCGAGGGAUUUUACUGUUUUAAUGCGGAUUUCAUCGCAGAAAUAUUAUUAAAUCCCUAUUUUUGUAAAGCUUGCCUUCAGAAGAUUGCAAAGGUGGAGCGACCAGAGAGAGCAGAUGACGGACCCAUUAAUCCUUUCAAUGCAUGGAAAGACCCUGGAAACGCUGUUAUGUAAAGCGGGUGAAGCCUUGGAUCUGGCUUUGGUCUCCCCCCAAACUAUUGCCCUGCGAUUGUCCCUUUGACAUUUCCUGGGGGGUGGGGGGGGAGAGGAAGGAAAAGUGACCUGCUAGCCCUCCAUGGCGAUCUGUUGCAGAGCCCUGGGGAUCUGUCUUGGAGAUGUCAUCUAGCGUUUAGAGACAUUUUAUAGGCGAUCAUGGUGAUUACUUGAACCGUUUAAAGAGGAAAGUGGUGAUUCCUGUUUGUGUUUUUUUUUUUAUAAAUAUAUAAUCCAUCCUAUUCCCCCCCUCCCCGCACUGGAAGUCCUCCCGUAUCUAAAUGGAAUUAGUGGAGAUCGAAGCCCCUUGUGUAAGGAACAGACAUGGUCCAUGGGCGCAGUUUCUUUCACAUUGUAACAAGUCUAAUUAUUCUGCAUGUGUCUUGGGCAACAAAAAAAGUAGGAGACAAACAGACACCUUCAGAAGGACAGAAAGCUUUACAGUGUGGAACGUGGACAAAAUACACAGAUGGAGGAAUUUUUACUUCUCCAAACUACCCCAACAAGUACCCUCCUGACAGAGAGUGUAUCUACAUAAUUGAAGCUUCACCCAGACAAUGCAUCGAGCUCCAUUUUGAUGACAAGUAUGCCAUAGAAACUUCAUGGGAGUGUAAAUUUGAUCACAUUGAAGUAAGAGAUGGACCAUUUGGCUUUUCACCAAUCAUUGGCCGUUAUUGUGGACAACAAAGCCCUCCUUUUAUAAAAUCAAGUGGAAGAUUCUUGUGGAUUAAAUUUUUUGCUGACGGUGAACUAGAAUCUCUUGGGUUUUCUGCACAGUACAAUUUCACACCAGAUCCAGAUUUUAAAGAUCUUGGAGUUCUUAAACCUUUACCUGUUUGUGAAUUUGAAAUGGGAGGACCAGAAGGAAUAAUAGAAUCCAUGCAGAUUCUUAAAGAAGGAAAGGCGUCUGCAAAUGAGGCAGUUGAUUGUAAAUGGUAUAUUCGGGCUCCACCAAAGUCUAAGAUAUACUUAAGAUUUUUGGACUAUGAAAUGCAAAAUUCAAACGAAUGUAAAAGGAACUUUGUUGCUGUUUAUGAUGGGAGCAGUUCAGUGGAAGAUUUAAAAGCUAAAUUCUGCAGCACAGUUGCUAACGAUGUGAUGCUGCGCACAGGACUUGGAGUAGUCCGCAUGUGGGCAGACGAAGGCAGCCGUACCAGUCGUUUCCAGAUGCUCUUCACAUCUUUCCAAGAACCCCCAUGUGAAGCAAAUUCAUUUUUUUGUCAUAGUAAUAUGUGCAUUAAUAAUACAUUGGUCUGCAAUGGAAUUCAGAAUUGUGUGUAUCCUUGGGAUGAAAACCACUGCAAAGAAAAACGAAAAUCAAGCCUUUUCGACCAGCUUACCAAUACUAGCGGGACAGUUAUUGGAGUCUCCUCUUGCAUUGUCAUCAUCCUCAUUAUUAUAUCUGUCAUUGUACAGAUCAAGCAACCUCGUAAGAAGUACAUCCAAAAGAAAGCAGAGUUUGACCAAACAGUAUUUCAGGAGGUGUUUGAGCCUCCGCAUUAUGAAUUAUGUACUCUUAGAGGUACGGGAGCUACAGCAGACAUUUCUGAUGUAACAGAAGAUUUUGAGAACUACCAUAAAUUACGGAGAUCAUCUUCAAAAUGCAUUCACGACCAUCACUGUGGAUCACUGUCUAGCGCUAAGGGCAGCCGUACUAACCUUAGCACAAGGGAGCCUACUAUACUAACAGACACCCCCAACCCACCCGCUAAUCCCAGUUUACAACCAAUGAACAGAAGAAACAUCCUUGUAAUGAAGCAUAGUUAUUCACAGGAUGCAGCAGAAACAUGUGACUUUGAUGAAAUUGAGGAAGUCCCCACCACAAGCCACAGGCUGUCGAGACAUGACAAAUCAGUCCAGCGGUUCUGCCUCAUUGGGUCUCUAAACAAACAUGAAACUGAAUACAACACAACUAGGGUAUGAGAAGCAAUCCAAAGGGAGAAGUGUUUUAAUUAUAUGUUUUGCUUUCAGAGAAGAACUUUUUGGUACUCUAGGAGACAAAGUAUGCUCUUUAGAAAGUUAUCACAUCCAUCUUCAGAGAGUGGACUCUGUUCUAAUCUCAUUCCACUGCCUUGUUACACAUAAUAGGACUUUCAGACACUCCUACCCUCAAUAUGAAGAUUCUGCUACUCAAUGACAUUUGUUGUAAUUUGGUUGCUGGCCACCAAGUGCUCCUUAGUUUUUAAAUACAUUUUGAAAUUUACUGGAUACUUGAAGAAGAAUCUAGUUACUGAUUGCAGAUACCCCAGCAUUAUUUGGUAUCUUUCUUUAAUGAGCUGAAAUUUAAUUUUAUGUUUUAUUAAACAAAACGGAUGUGAAGCAAAAUAUGAUUCAUUUCUCUUAAUAAACUUUAUUAAUUUGUAUGU
Messenger RNA from Rana temporaria (common frog), 3143 nucleotides. RefSeq names its product neuropilin and tolloid like 1 (gene NETO1). Gene Ontology annotation, molecular function: protein binding. The record is from RefSeq and is a predicted model, not a curated record. The transcript is spliced from 11 exons. Bases 1102 to 2700 code for a protein of 532 amino acids. NCBI's taxonomy places the organism in Eukaryota, Metazoa, Chordata, Amphibia, Anura, Ranidae.